CGCCAUAUUGGAACCCGUUCUUCCGCCAGGGAGGCCUCGGAGGCUCUGCCCGGCCCCAGUCGCCCUGUCAUCCAUCCCGAGUGCGCGAGCCUCCCCGGAAGCCGGAUAUGCUACUGUGUAGAGAUCUUUGUACAACAGAACCUAGGAUCAAGGCACACCAACUCUCAUGAUUCCUUCCAUUCACCUUGUCUUCCAACUGUAAUUCCGUAGUCUCCUGUCUGUCUCCAGGAACAAAGAAAAUGAAUACCACUGUGGGGAUGGUGUCCUUCGAGGAUGUGUCCGUGGACUUCACCUGGGAGGAGUGGCAGGACCUGGAUGAUGCUCAGAGGAUCCUCUACAGGGAUGUGAUGCUGGAGACCUACAGAAGCCUGGUGUCCUUGGGGCACUGCAUCGCAAAACCUGAGGUGAUCUUCAAGCUGGAGCAAGGUGCUGGGCCGUGGACAGUAGGCGAAGCCUCACACCAGCGCCUCCCAGAUGUCCAGAAAGUGAAUGGCCUGAAUGAGAUCAGCCAGGAAAAGCAAGAGAGGCAUUUCUGGCAAAUUGUACUCCCCAACAGCAGCACCUCAACUGAGGAGAGGUUCACAUUAGGAACAAAGUUUAACUUGAGCUCAAAGCAGGUUUCAAGUCCAGCUCCAAAGAGUGGGCCAGAGGGGCUUAAUGUGUGGCAGAAGGAGCUUCUCCCUAGCAAGCCUGAGGAGGUGCAGGAUGGAGAGGAGCCUAGUGGUCUUAACAUUCCUGAGAAGCCCCCCAGGCAUCCUGAUCAAAGAAGUCUACUAAAGGUUCAAAGUAGGCAGCAGCAGUUCCAUCACGGUGGACAGGGGAAAUCCUUCACAGUGAAGGCAUUGUGGACACUGAAGAAGCUUCAUGUGGGAGAGGCCUCCAGCACACUCAGUGGAGGUGGAAAAACCCUGGAUAAGGUGGCACUUACUGCCCAAGAGAUGACUCAGGUAAGAGAGAAAACUUCAGAAUGUAAUAUGUGUGGGGAAACUUUCUGUAAAAACUCUAAAGUCAAUGCACAUAAGAAAAUACAGAGAAGACUGAAAUGUGAUGAAUGUAGUGGUGGCAAGAAGCUAUUGGUUAAGAAGCCAUACCUUACGAAACUCCACAGGUCACAAUCAGAAUCAGAGGGAAAGCCCCAUACAGUCAAUGAAUGUGAGAACUUUUGUCAGAAGACACGACCUACUGGGCACCAGAGGACUCACAGAAGAGCAAGACCCUUUGAAGGUUACGAAUAUGGAAAGCACUUUCCCCAGAAGUCACACCUCAGCAGGCAUCAGGGAACUCCCAUAGGGGAGAAGCCCUAUGAGUGCAGUAUGUGUGGGAAAUCCUUUUCCCGGAAGUCCCACCUCAGCAGGCACCAGGGCACACACACAGGCGAGAAACCCUAUGGGUGUAAGGAAUGCUGGAAGACGUUCUACCAUAAGUCGUCCCUCACGAUUCAUCAGAGAACUCACACAGGUGAGAAGCCCUAUGAGUGUAAGAAGUGCAGGAAAAGCUUCUACUGUAAAUCAGAUCUCACUGUGCAUCAGAGGAGUCACACGGGUGAGAAGCCCUACACGUGUGAAGCCUGCAGGAAGACUUUCUACUCUAAGUCACACCUCACUGUGCACCAGAGAAUUCACACGGGUGACAAGCCUUAUGCCUGUAAGGAAUGCAGGAAGACUUUCAACCGCAAGUCUAACCUCACCGUGCACCAGAGAACGCACACGGGUGAGAAGCCCUAUGAGUGUGAUGUGUGCGGGAAAACCUUCUAUCAAAAGUCCCACCUCAGCACGCACCAGGGAACUCACACAGACGAGAAGCCUUAUGAGUGUGAGCACUGCAGGAAGGCUUUCCUUCACAAGUCAUCCCUCACUGUGCAUCAGAAAACUCACUCGGGCAGCAAGCCGUACACCUGUGAAGAGUGCAGGAAGACAUUCCUGCAUAAGUCUUCCCUCACCGUCCAUCAGAGGGCUCACACAGGCCACAAGCCCUAUGUCUGUGAGGACUGCAGGAAGGCUUUCUACUGCAAGUCACACCUCACUGUGCAUCGGAGAACCCACACAGGCGAGAAACCCUAUGAGUGCGGCGAGUGUGAAAAAGCCUUUCACCAGAAGUCAUACCUCAGCAGGCAUCAGAUGACUCACCAGAAUGAGAAGCAGUAUGAAUGUCAAGAAUGCAGGAAAACUUUCUACCGUAAGUCAUCCUUCACUGUCCAUCAGAGAACACACCUGGGGAAGAUGGCACGAAUAUGAUGUAUAUGGAGAGCUCUUCCACCAGGCAUCAGAAAAUGCACACAGGGGAAUCCUCCCACAGUGAGCAAGUGUGGGGACAGAGUUAGCGAGAAGGCACAUGUCAGCAGAUGCCAGGGAUGCCAGAGAGAGAAGUCCCCGCAGCAGGCUCUGUGGUCCCCAGAAUCCAGUUCUCUCUGGGGUGCUCAGCCUCCAGGGGGCGCCUCUCCUGUGUGGGCCCUGGAGCUGAGUUGCACAGCAGAAUGUGUACCUGUGGCAGUCAUUCCCCACAGCCCAGCCCAGCCCAGCCCAGCCCAGCCCAGAACUUCAUCAGGUUCUGCUCCCUGAGUUCUCAUGCAUCCUGGGCCUCAUGUGAGCAUGACAUACCAGGUGGCUGGCCUUGAGAGCCAGAGAUACAGGCACUGGGACUUAAGAGAAAUGUAAUUUAUUGGAGAGAGCAGAGGUCUUUCCACUUGUAUCCCAGAAUGCUCCAUUCUUAUUUCACAUGAGCAAGAAAUACUCUGUUGGACCAGUGCAUGAGCUAUUUGCAUUUCAUUGCAAACCCACUGUAGUUAAUUCACUUUAUAAAGUUUCUGAGAGAAGUUACCUCUCUUUUUAUAUUGCAAAAAUUCCCACAUGAGAGAAACCUGUACUGUCACCUUUGAUUCCCAAGUCAGCUUAUGGAAAAUAGGAACAAUCAUAUGGAAAAAUAACAAAUUGAGAAUGUCUUAUCAGGCAGGUAACUUUCAUGAACACUUUAUGAAUAAAGUAAACCUUCAUACAUUUCUUUAA
Molecule: messenger RNA, 3002 nt
Organism: Marmota flaviventris (yellow-bellied marmot)
Lineage: Eukaryota; Metazoa; Chordata; Mammalia; Rodentia; Sciuridae
Product: zinc finger protein 39-like
Biological process (GO): regulation of transcription by RNA polymerase II
Molecular function (GO): RNA polymerase II cis-regulatory region sequence-specific DNA binding; DNA-binding transcription factor activity, RNA polymerase II-specific
Source: RefSeq, a predicted model, not a curated record